GAAGAGACACUUUAGAAACAGUAGGAAUGAGCAGAAAUGUUGAGAUGACGGCGUACAUCUUCAUCAUCACAUUUUGCAUGAUUGCCAAGGUCUACUCAAGCUUCGAUUUUAAGGUCUAUCAGCCACAGAGUGUAGCUGUAAAUCCGGACGGGUCAGCCAUUAUCACCUGUGAACAUGAUGCGAAUGUCAGCUCAAUUCAGGAUGUGCAACUCUUCGCCAUACCACCUUCAGACAAAUCGAAAAAGAUCCCAGUGUGCCAAAAAGGACAAAAAGACUGUAAGAACAUCAUUAUGCAUCUAGAGAAUUCCAACAAGUGCUUCUUCAUCAUGUUAAAUGUCGGAGCCGAAGCCAUGAACAUGGAGUACGAAUGUAAAUUCGUAGUGAUUCACGGAGACAUCGAUUUCACCAGGAAAGGAAACCGAACAAGACUUCGACCAUGUACUGAGACGGUCUCCCAUUAUGAGCAUACACUGCCACAGUCUCCAACCUGUCCUCAGUCUAAUCUACUCAUCACCUGGAUUCUGGCUGGUCUCCUGGCUCUGACCUUCAUGUACAGCUGCGUCAUCUCCGCUGUCUGCAUCAUACAGAGGAGAAAGACAGCAGAACCGGAGCACGCCACCUAUGUAGAAAUGAGGAAAGCUCCACUGCUAAGAAAUCCAGCUACUGGCAUAUGUUAUGGGUAGCUGACUCCUUAGUCCGGCCCUGAAUGUAUACUUCUAUACAGUGGUGGAGAAUCCCAGAUCCAUAAAGUAAAAGUCCUGCCUUGUAUUUGUUCCAACCAGUCACUGAACCAGCCCAUUUUGAUGAGCACAACUCCUCAUCCAGGUAGGUGGGAUAAUCAGUGGAAUCACCUGUGUUAAGUGAACAGGUAGAACCAAUACAUGGCAGGACUUUUACUUUAUGAGCUGGGAUUCUCCACCACUGCUUCUAUAUAUGAAUAUAAGCUAAACAAAACUGUAAUAUGUAAGCUGACCAGCAGGGGGUGACAUUGACUCUGUAAAGUCAUUUUGUUUCCUCACAGACCUUUUCUUUCUGCACAUAUAUAACUUAAUGUCAGAUUAUGUUCUUUGUAAAGACAUUUUCGACUGAAUUACCGUCUUCUAUCAUGUAUUUCACUUUUUCAGUAAAAUCUAUCAUUAACUGAACAUAAACCCAGUGUGUCCAUCCCCUGUCAUUGAUCCAACUCCAUGGGUGUUACUGC
Messenger RNA from Sphaeramia orbicularis (orbiculate cardinalfish), 1201 nucleotides. RefSeq lists its product as uncharacterized. The coding region runs from base 27 to 683 and encodes 218 amino acids. The record is from RefSeq and is a predicted model, not a curated record. The transcript is spliced from 6 exons. Lineage: Eukaryota; Metazoa; Chordata; Actinopteri; Kurtiformes; Apogonidae.